This is a messenger RNA of Amphibalanus amphitrite, 3701 nucleotides long. Its product is annotated as E3 ubiquitin-protein ligase Topors-like. NCBI's taxonomy places the organism in Eukaryota, Metazoa, Arthropoda, Thecostraca, Balanomorpha, Balanidae. Gene Ontology annotation, molecular function: metal ion binding; ubiquitin protein ligase activity. The record is from RefSeq and is a predicted model, not a curated record. The transcript has 5 exons. Gene Ontology annotation, biological process: protein polyubiquitination; protein monoubiquitination. Bases 544 to 3192 code for a protein of 882 amino acids.
AAUUGUUUCAUGUGGCUUGAGAAUGAACUGUUGUUCGAAAAUUUGCCAAACAAUAUAAUAUUUGCUUUUUAUUGCAUUUUCAAUUAAUUAUCGAGGAAAAGGUCAUUUGAAAUUCAAACUACAUAUAGGUUUGGUUCGGUUUGAUUAGAAAGCAUCUCUGGGUAUACUGCCUCUUCUUUGUAACAAAAAAAGUGUGAUGCCUGCUUUACAACUACCUACCCUUCAGGCUGGUCCUUAUGUACCUAUUAGAGAGUUACAAGUAGCUGAAGAACUUUGCUCAUUGAAGAAAACAUGCUGCCUCUGAAGUAUAGACUCCAAACUAGAAUUGAAAAUGUUCACAAAUUAUAGGAAGGUGUAAGCAGUUGACUCUGUAGUACAAACAGUUUUCUGGCUUGUGUUCCGAUGUAAACAAGAGGCCUAGGAUUUGCUGGUUUUCUCCGCCCGGGAAGUGCGCUGACGGACGCCUGGUUCUCUCCGCCCUGGAAGUGCGCUGACGGACGCCUGGUUCUCUCCGCCCGGGAAGUGCGCUGACGGACGCCGACCAUGCCGGCCGACGUGGAGUGCCCGGCCACGCCGCCGGAGCUACCCCGGGAGCCGACCCCCACGCGCGUGAAGUGUUCGCCCGUGCGCGAGGGGAGCAGCUCGCCGGGCCGGGCCUCGCCCGACUCGGCCUGCCCCAUCUGCCUGGGCAAGCUGGACAACAAGGCGUUCUCAGACGGGUGCAUGCACCAGUUCUGCUUCACGUGUAUCGUCGAGUGGUCCAAGGUGCGCGCGGUUUGUCCGCUCUGCAAACAGGGCUUCACGUCCAUCAUCCACAAUGUGCGCUCCGAGAUCGACUAUGAUCGGUACCGUCUGCCGCCGCCGCCGGCCGCCGAGCCGCAGAACCCGUACAUCUUCCAGCCCGGUCUCCACCAGACCCGCUGCCUGAACCGCGCCGCCCCCGGCAGGGACGGCCCCGAGCUGCGCUCGCGCUGGCUGCAGAUGCGCCGUCAGAUGUACCGUCACCGGUCGCGCGUGCUGCCCAUGCUGUGGCCGGUGCCCGAGGGACACGACUACCACCUGCCGGCGGCGCCGGCGCGGCCACGGCCGCCCACCCGGCCCCGGCUGACCUCCGAGUCGCGCCGACACAUCUACGGCUCGGACAUGUGGGCCCGGCCGACGGCCGACGAGCUGACCGGCCGCUACCGCGAGACGGGGCCCGACUUCUACAGGAACAACCCGGCCUGCACGCACCGCUUGGUGCCGUGGCUGAACCGAGAGCUGAACGCCGUGCUGGACAGCCCCGCCCUGCUGGCGCACGUCAUGGAGCACGUGAUGCAGCUUAUCACCCGCCUCCACAUCCUCAGCCCCGAGUUCCGAGCUCACCUGGAGCCCUACAUGAGCCCGUGGACGGAGCACUUUGUGCACGAGUUCUACUGCUUCGCGCGCUCUCCCUACGAUAUGGUCGGCUACGAUCUGAACGUGCAGUACCGCCAGGGCCGGCCUGACUCGCCUCCCAUGCAGGUGAUGGCCAGUAGCGGCGACAGCGACUCCGGCAGCGACAGUGACAUUCGCGUGCUGACGCCACCGACGCAGCCGUCGACGCCGAUUCGGACGGAGCGGCUGUCGUCGCCGGAGCCGGGGCCGAGUGGCAGCGCUGGGCGGGCCGACCGGGGCGUUUCGGCCGCACUCGGCCGAGUCAGAGCGUUCCUGGCGAAGGCGCGCGCUGCCGAGAGUGACUCUGACUCGGAUAUGGACUCUGAUGUGGGAGCCGGUGACGCUGGGGGCUCAGACUCGGCGGUGGAAGUGGUAGAGGUGCUUCCUCCGCGCAGCCAGCGGGCACCGGUCAUCGUGACGCUCUCAUCGGACGAGGAGGCGGCCCCGCCAGCGUCUGCCCCGCCAGCAACUACCGAGGCGACAGAGCCGGAACGGCGUCGCACCGACCGCCAAGCGCGCCGGACGGCGGCGACGACCGACGGGCAGCGGCAGAAGAGCCGAGGAACGGCUGAGAAACGAACUCGCUCCGACGGUGACAGUAACAAACGCCGGCGGAGGGAGGUGACUGGGAAGAAUGGAGAUGUGCAUACUGCACACAAACGGAGAGAGAAGAGACCGAACCGAGAGGCAGACAGAGCGGAGCGACGCGCCAAGGGAGCGGAACAGCGCGGGGCGUCACAGUCGAGUCGAGGCAGCUCGAGGUCCAAGUCGAGUAAGACGACUGCUAGCUCGUCUGGCGGCAAGAGUAGCUCUAUCUCUAUGCCGACAGCCGCAAGUUUGGCGACACCCAGCGAUGCAAGCUGGAGGCCGACGGAUAGUGAGAGAAGUUCGGUAAAUAGCGCUCUAAGCUCGAGGAUUAGUGACAGAGUAACCGUUUCCAGUGACAGAACUAGCAUUGACGUUGUUGGAGAAACGACCGACAGAUCCAGCCUACUUUCCAUCUCUAGCGGAAAGAGCACAUCGGCAUCUGCUGGAGCGAUUGGCGAAAACUGUUCGAAGUCGGGAGAUAAAUCGAGUGACAAGAGCCAUAAAUCCAAAUCCAGUGAUAAAAGUAGCAAAAGUUCGAAAACAAGUGACAGAAGCCACAAGUCGAAAUCCAGCGACAAAAGUCACAAAUCAAAAUCCAGUGAUAAAAGUCACAAAUCGAGAUCCAGCGACAAGUCAAGCCACAAGUCGAAAUCCAGCGACAAAAGCCACAAGUCCAAACAUCGUGACAAAUCGCACAAAUCUAAAUCCAGUGACAAGCACCGUUCUUCCAGCAGAAAAUCUGACAAGGGGGAUGAGAAGCGCGACUCUGACGGUCGUCGUCACAGGCGUCGCUCGCGGGACGACGCGCGGAGCCAGAAGCGCCGUCGACUGGUGGAUAGCGACUCGUCGGACUGCCUGCCCUCGCCCGGCUCGCCGCAGCCCUCCACCUCCUCCGGGGUGACGGAUCGGUCCCGUCAGUUCCACCGGAUUGUGCCCGCCGUCACCUCCUCCAGCGACGCCGCCCAGAGCAGCUCGUCGAGUGUGGUGGGCGCGCGGCCCGUCCGCUGCCGCCGCCUCUCGGACUCGGCCUCCGAGGGGAGCAGCGCGGCUGGCCGCCGGUCGGCGGUGGCGCCCAGUGACAGUGACAGUGAGGAGGAUGUUGGCGCGCGGCGGCCGGCGGUGCGCAGUGCGGUGGUCCGCGCCCGCAGAGCUGUGCGCAGUGAGGACAGUGACUCGAGUGACUGGUAAUUGACGCGAGACAGACACCAUUCGGACACGAGGAGCCAACCUGUGUCCGCCACCCGCCUAUCGCCAAGUGAUUUAUUGUUCAAAUGACGCAGAGUUUCACAGAAAGAUUCUCGAUUGUGCAAAAACGUUAUCUUCUAACGUUGAGUGUGAGUGUGUCCAUGUCCGAAAGGGUACGAUACGUGACCGACGAUAUUUUCAGUGCAGCCUAUACUUGCAGUUGGGUGUCGUUGACUCCAGGGUUCGCUGGCUGUGGGACAUACCCGUGACAUUACCCUGCUACUCUCGCAGUACCGCGGAUGGCUAGUGACCACACGCGACCGCCUGUGCUGCUGACGAGUGACGCUCAAGAUAUCUGCCAAUGGGGUUGAUGAUGUUUGGAGUGCGUGGUUGUGACGCGAGGUGCUGACUGGCGCCGCUGAGUCCUUCACCCGUUCCCUCGGGGGAGUUAUCGAAAACGGAAUGAGGAUGUAUAAGAUGGCAAGAUGAAUUAAAUACACCAAUAACAGGGA